Bipolaris oryzae ATCC 44560 is the source of this 216-nucleotide messenger RNA. RefSeq lists its product as uncharacterized. Lineage: Eukaryota; Fungi; Ascomycota; Dothideomycetes; Pleosporales; Pleosporaceae. The coding region runs from base 1 to 216 and encodes 71 amino acids. The record is from RefSeq and is a predicted model, not a curated record. The transcript has a single exon.
AUGUUGUGGGAGCGCAAAGGCUCAGUAACGACUAAACAGUGCAAAGGCGAUGCGGGGGUUGGGUUCGUGGUUUGUUACAUUCAGACUGAAGAUUACGGGGUAGAGACCAAGUCAGGUCAGAUGGAUAGCCACGGGGUGUCGCGCCGGAUGAUCGACACCGGAUGUGUUGCUAGCGUGAGACGCAUAUGCCACGUGAUACAGGCUUUAUCCUUGUGA